AUGUUCCUUCAGACUUUCAACUUCAAGUUUGCCACUUUACUGUACCUAUUAUGCAUCCUCGAUAAGCCCACCAGCAUGUCAAACCUAUACAUCCUCAAUAUUAUCAAUCAAUCCGGCGAAGAAGCCGACUACUCCAUCGACUGUCCGUACGAAGAUUUACCCCCUGUUACGGUCCGGGAUAGAGACAACUGGAUGACAGUCUUGAAUCUGAACCAGCACUACAUUCCUAUCACUGUUUCAGUACUUCCUCAGGGCGAUUCUCCAUCUGUUAGUUUCGUUCUUGCUAAGAACGGACAAGGUGUAAGGGGAGAUGUAGUGCACAGUCCAGGCAAUGAGCUGACAAUCGAUAUCGGAAACAACAUUGGAACUCCUCUAUAG
Fusarium tjaetaba is the source of this 378-nucleotide messenger RNA. RefSeq lists its product as uncharacterized. The record is from RefSeq and is a predicted model, not a curated record. The transcript is spliced from 2 exons. Bases 1 to 378 code for a protein of 125 amino acids. NCBI's taxonomy places the organism in Eukaryota, Fungi, Ascomycota, Sordariomycetes, Hypocreales, Nectriaceae.